UUCUAUCUCUGUCUUCUGUCCUGUUUUACCAUUAAAUCUGACUUAGUGUUUCGAUUUUCUGCCAUUUAUCCUAUGGUGGCGCUCGUGAUGUUGAUUUCAGCCUGAAUACGGCAACGAGCAGUCCAUAGUUAUAUAGUCAAAGGCUUAAAUCAUCUAUUGUAGACUGGGACUUAAGACAAUGUUUUAUGUUUUACACCUUUGUCUUAAAGUAACGCACAAUAACUCUUGUGACUAACCCCUGGUCCUUGCUUUAAAUAAUUACAAACACGUAUAGUUGCCAAAUUAUAAAACUCUUAAAACAUCGAGUACAAUAAUCCUUAGAUUUAAUCAACAAUUAAAAACAUGGGUCAAAAACUGGAAGAAUCAUGGCCAAACUCCGUCCUCAUAUAUGCAUUGUGAUCAUAUUGUUGAUAUGAUGACAAUGUCGGUUUUACAUACAUCAGAAUAAAUACAACAAAAAAUUAUACACAAGAUUUACAAGCUAAAUCUAAACGAGUAGAGGAACUCGAUAGCCGAUAGCAUCAAUCGAGAGAAAAAUGGAUACAAAUAUAAUGGGCAGCAUUUUCAUCUUUAAAGCAGCGAUCAUCGUAUUUAUGACAUUAUUGUACACUUUGCUGGAACCUUAUCUACCCGCGUUGAUGAAACGAGCCUUCCUCUAUGGCAAAUUUAGUAUAAAGACGCCUCACACAAUAGCAGCAAAAUUCGAAGUGCCUAAAAGGUGGUUUAAACAUUUUUAUGUUGUCUCUGCACCAUUGAUGACUGUUACUCUUUGCUUAGUCCUUUAUAAAUAUCGUUAUAAUGCGCAAGUGCCCGAAAUUGUGUUUACAUUGUUAGACACAUUAUUAGGAGCGUCAAGAAAACCAUUAAUAUCAGGAGAAGACGCAAUUCUGGCUUUUGUCAUAUAUAAUAUACAUUGUUGGAAGAGAGUAUACGAGACAUGUUAUAUUAGUGUAUUUAGCAAUCAGAAAAUUCACGUGUUCAUUUAUUUAGUUGGAUAUAUACAUUACACUGGAAUAAUACUGUGUAUAAUAGGCGAAUCCGAAGGAUUUGUUAAAGGUUCGCACGCGAGUGUAAAUUUGGACAAACUAACAACUGCCAAACUAGUUUGUGCUUUUAUAUGUUUAUGUUCAUCAUACAUGCAAUUAAAAACCAAUUUAACUCUUGCAAACUUACGUAAAAAUACGCAUGGCGAUGUUGUAUCCUUUGAGUAUAAAAUACCGUCCGAGGGUCUGUUUAAGUACAUAGCAGGCCCAUUGCAAUUACUAGAAAUACUUAUAUAUUUAAUGCUGUCUGUGAUCCUUUGGCAAGCUUCUACAUAUCAUUACGUUACUCUGUGGGUUGUAGCAAAUCAGGUAAGAAACAGAAUUCGACAAGAAAUAUUAUAUUUUCUCAAGAAAGAGAAAAAAUUAAGUGUACAAAUAACUCUUUCUAGGUGGAAAGUGCAGUCCUGGCUCAUCAGUGGUACCGUAAAACAUUCAAAAAUUAUCCAAAAGAGAGGAAGAUUUUAAUUCCUUGUAUAUGGUAAAAUUCCUCUAGGAAAAAUUUUGAUAAUUAAUUAUUAAAGACGAUAUUCGAUAAAAUAACUACAGAUCUAGAACCAAAGUGCUUAUUGCUAUUUAUGUUAUUAAUAUUCAAUUUAUAUAUUUACAUGUUUAUAAUGUAUGUGAAAUAAAUGUAUACCUAAUAGAUUUAGCAAUUCUGCAUUCUUAUAUUAGUUUAAAAAAUGCCUAUUUCCAUACAUUGCUUCUACUUUAUUAUACAAUGGUAUUAAAUAUGGAUUUAUUUUCAUUAUAUUACGUACAAUGUAAUGAACAUGAUACAACAUCUAUAACAAUAUAACUGUAUUUAUAAAAAAAUCUUUCUAGUUUUAAACUGUGAAAUAUUUUUUGUUCAAAUAAAUGCACGAAGAUGUGUUUCUGCACC
Vollenhovia emeryi is the source of this 1923-nucleotide messenger RNA. Its product is annotated as polyprenol reductase. Gene Ontology annotation, molecular function: 3-oxo-5-alpha-steroid 4-dehydrogenase activity. The transcript has 6 exons. Lineage: Eukaryota; Metazoa; Arthropoda; Insecta; Hymenoptera; Formicidae. Bases 537 to 1508 code for a protein of 323 amino acids. The record is from RefSeq and is a predicted model, not a curated record. Gene Ontology annotation, cellular component: endoplasmic reticulum. Gene Ontology annotation, biological process: dolichol-linked oligosaccharide biosynthetic process; polyprenol catabolic process.